CCUAGACUCUUUUUUGUCAUUGGUCGAGGACUAAGGGUUAUCCGGAAAGCGCUCCCUGUACUCCCUCCUUUCUGCUAGCCGCCGCCAUCAUGGUGUUCAAACGCUAUGUGCAGAUAGGCCGUGUUGCCUACGUCUCUUUUGGUCCCCAUGCUGGCAAACUUGUGGCAAUUGUUGAUGUAAUCGACCAAAAUAGAGCUCUAAUUGAUGGUCCUUGCAGUGGCGUAAGAAGGCAGGCCAUGCCAUUCAAGUGCAUGCAGCUUACGGACUUUGUUCUGAAGUUCCCCCACAGUGCUCGGCAGAAGUAUGUCCGUAAAGCCUGGGAGAAGGAGAAGGUCGAGGAGAAAUGGGCUGCUACUAACUGGGCAAAGAAGAUUGAUGCUAAAGACAGGAAAUCAAAGAUGACAGACUUUGAUCGUUACAAGGUCAUGAAGGCAAAGAAAAUGAGGAACAAGAUCAUUAGACAUGAAAUGAAGAAACUCCAGAAAGAGGCUACCAAGCCAGCAGCAUAAAUUUCUCUUGCAAUCAAAUAAAAUCUGGUUUAUAGAC
Messenger RNA from Nanorana parkeri, 546 nucleotides. It is a transcript of the gene RPL14, whose product is annotated as ribosomal protein L14. Gene Ontology annotation, biological process: ribosomal large subunit biogenesis; translation. NCBI's taxonomy places the organism in Eukaryota, Metazoa, Chordata, Amphibia, Anura, Dicroglossidae. Gene Ontology annotation, cellular component: ribosome; cytosolic large ribosomal subunit. The record is from RefSeq and is a predicted model, not a curated record. Gene Ontology annotation, molecular function: structural constituent of ribosome; RNA binding. Bases 90 to 509 code for a protein of 139 amino acids. The transcript has 6 exons.